This is a messenger RNA of Coregonus sp. 'balchen', 1947 nucleotides long. NCBI's taxonomy places the organism in Eukaryota, Metazoa, Chordata, Actinopteri, Salmoniformes, Salmonidae. The record is from the annotation of a GenBank genome assembly.
AUGGCUCCUACCAAGAAGGGAGAGAAGAAGAAGGGGCGUUCAGCCAUCAAUGAGGUGGUGACCAGAGAAUACACCGUCAACAUCCACAAGCGCAUCCAUGGAGUGUAAGUACUGUGGUGCAAACAGACAAAUUCACCAACAGAAGCCAGGUCAAUGUUGGAUCAGUGUCCUCAAAAGUAUGCACUCUUCUGUCAUCUGCACCUUAAGUAGUUUUUCAUCAGAACCAGAGGAUAUAAACUGGUUUUGUGUAGCUUUGGCAUGUGGGAGUAUUUACAUCACAGAGCAUGGCUGUUGACAAAUCUACUGUUCCUCUAAAUUGGCAGAUGUCCCUCAAGAUGUAGGCUAGUUUUUCUUAGUCCCCUGAGACUGGUAUUAAUCAGAACGUUUCUUCUCUAUACAGGAGCUUCAAGAGGAGAGCUCCUCGCGCUCUCAAGGAGAUCCGCAAGUUCGCCAUGAAGGAGAUGGGAACUCCUGAUGUACGCAUCGACACCCGCCUGAACAAGGCUGUGUGGACCAAAGGCGUCAGGUAAGGACAAAUGAGACACCUGUCAUCAGAUUAAUCGGGUGCAUUCAUUAGUGCACACCAUAGCAGAACGUUUUGCAACAGAAAACCUGGGGUUUCUAUUGGACAAGUUCAGAUAAGUUUCUCCCUGUUUCUGCUGUUUGCUUCCAUUUGGUUUCUAGUGAAUACACCCCAGUUAUAAUAUGAAUCAGGAUACAACAUUUGGAUAUACUGAUGAUAUGGUUUUACAGUACUUGUGUUUCCCAAACCCCAUUAAGUUGGUAAAACAAUCACUAAGCCCUUCAUUAGUUGAAUCGGGCGCUUUCAGCAGGAUUGAAUGUUUAGGAACGUUCAGAUAGAAAUAGGCUAUGUUGAUCAAACAUGCCUCUGACAUGUAGAAUAAGGAAUCACAUCAGCUCUGUUCAUGGCAUUUCUAUCUGCAACGUUAGAGAACGCUUGGCAACUGAACAGCUAGUGACCGUCUGGCCCAGGUGUGCUUCCUCAAGAACAAAUACGUGUUCAAAUAUCAAAUACGUGGAAUAGCUGGAGGUACUAGAAGAAAGGUUUGGGUAACUGCUCGUUAUCAACCCAUACAACCACUUAUGGUUGUUGUUGACACAAAUAGCACUACAAAUUAUGUUGCACAAGUAUGUACUAACGUUCACCUAUGUUAUUUACAGAAACGUGCCAUACAGGAUGAGACUAACGUUCACCUGUUAUUUACAGGAACGUGCCAUACAGGAUGAGACUAACGUUCACCUAUGUUAUUUACAGGAACGUGCCAUACAGGAUGAGACUAACGUUCACCUAUGUUAUUUACAGGAACGUGCCAUACAGGAUGAGACUAACGUUCAGCUAUGUUAUUUACAGGAACGUGCCAUACAGGAUGAGACUAACGUUCACCUGUGUUAUUUACAGGAAUGUGCCAUACAGGAUGAGAUUAACGUUCAGCUAUGUUAUUUACAGGAACGUGCCAUACAGGAUGAGACUAACGUUCACCUAUGUUAUUUACAGGAACGUGCCAUACAGGAUGAGACUAACGUUCACCUAUGUUAUUUACAGGAACGUGCCAUACAGGAUGAGGGUACGAUUGUCCAGGAAGCGCAAUGAGGACGAAGACUCCCCAAACAAACUGUACACACUCGUCACGUACGUCCCUGUCACAACAUACAAAGGUGAGGCAUAGUCAAUACCAAAUGUGCCUUCAUAGGUUUUUUCAGACUUGUGUUGAAACGUCAACGUUAGUCUCAAUUACUGUAUAUCCCUGUUCUGUUCUUGAUUUUUCUGAUGCCAAGUACACCAAUAUGAAAGAUUGUUUUUGUUUGAUCAUCUUUUCUGUCCUAGGAUGAUGAAGACGGGGGGUUUAUAAUUCUCAAGCUGUUGCUAAAUCCUUUUUCUUUCCUUUGUCAACAGGUCUACAGACGGUCAAUGUUGAUGAGAAUUAA